CCGCCUCUGUUGCAAGUCAGCUCGUGCGGGCUCCAGCAGAGUCUAGGGACCGAAGGGAGGUGAGACUUGGUGCCAGAGCGUGUGCUGAAUGUGGGUCGCAAGAAAGCGCCGCUGGGUUGUAGACGCUCCGAGUUCGGGCGCAGGGUGCCGAUCACAGGAGCUUGGUCGAUGUCGCCUGGGUGCUUGUCAGUGACAGGGAACGUGUGGAUUGCAUCUCUGUGUGCGCAUAGGGAGAAGAAAAGACACUCUGCUGAGUUUGAUAGCCAAGGGAGUAGCAAGGAGAUGGCAUUUGCACUCACAUCCCUGCGAUGUGCACAACAGGCGGGACGCUGGUGACGGCUGAGGCCAGGAGAGGUUUCACUCCACAUCAGCGAGAGAGAUUCAGCCCCUGACAAUGGUUAUUCUGUGUGAGUCAUGGCAAACGGGACUGGCACGAUCAUGUUGAAAUGUGUAGUUGUCGGUGACGGCGCCGUAGGGAAAACUUGCCUGUUAAUGAGCUAUGCAAACGACGCGUUUCCCGAAGAGUACGUGCCUACGGUAUUUGAUCAUUACGCAGUCAGUGUAAAUGUUGGGGGAAAACAAUACUUGUUGGGACUGUAUGACACAGCUGGUCAGGAAGACUACGACAGGUUGCGUCCGCUCUCCUAUCCCAUGACCGACGUCUUCCUCAUCUGCUUCUCCGUGGUGAACCCCGCCAGCUUCCAGAACGUGCGGGAGGAGUGGGUGCCGGAGCUGCAGGAGUACGCCCCCAACGUGCCCUACCUGCUCAUCGGGACCCAGGUUGACCUGCGAGAUGACCCAAAGACCAUUGCCAAGCUAAAUGAUGUGAAAGAAAAGCCCAUUCCAACAGAACAGGGCCAGAAACUGGCCAAGGAGAUUGGGGCUUGCUGCUAUGUGGAGUGCUCUGCUCUGACACAGAAGGGGCUGAAGACGGUGUUCGACGAGGCCAUUAUCGCCAUCCUGGCGCCUAAGAAGGGCGCGCUGAGGAGACGCCUGGGGCCGCGCUGCAUCAACUGCUGCCUCAUCACAUGAGAUCACAGCGGGGCGCUAAUUCCAAGAACAUGGUUAAAUGAUACACCUGGCUACGUUCACCAACAGGAAGUGGUAAACCUGCUAAUAGAUAGCCCGCAGAUUCCGUUUAGUUCAGAAAAAUGAGGACUCUUCUAUUAGAUGAUUUACCACAACCUCAAGAAGGGCGCGCUGAAGAGACGCCUGGGGCCGCGCUGCAUCAACUGCUGCCUCAUCACAUGAGAUCACAGCGGGUUUAGUCUCUCACCCGGGUAUGUUAACUCUGAGCAAGUGAAGAAGAGAAGAGGAGAGAGCAAGUGAAGAAGAGAAAAGAGCUGUCGGUCCUGUUUUUGAUUGAUGAAAGUCUCUUCUUUUAGGAGGUUUACAACUCACUCGGAGUUAACCUAGCUGGGUUAGUCACUCAUUGUUUUUUUUUUAUAUAUUCCCCCUGAUCCCCAUUGAAGACUGGUGAAGAAGGGACAGAAGGGGAAUGACUGUUGGCCACAUCAUUUUCAGAAAACAAAAUUAAACUUUACAAAAAGCUAGCAAAGGCAUGCCAUUGCAACACGUUUACACAAGGGGAAAAAAGGUGUGUGUGGCACCUGGAAGAUGGUGAAGGGGAUUGCAGAUGG
Engraulis encrasicolus (European anchovy) is the source of this 1640-nucleotide messenger RNA. It is a transcript of the gene rhoq, whose product is annotated as ras homolog family member Q. The coding region runs from base 415 to 1032 and encodes 205 amino acids. Lineage: Eukaryota; Metazoa; Chordata; Actinopteri; Clupeiformes; Engraulidae. Gene Ontology annotation, biological process: establishment or maintenance of cell polarity; small GTPase-mediated signal transduction; endocytosis. The record is from RefSeq and is a predicted model, not a curated record. Gene Ontology annotation, molecular function: GTP binding; protein kinase binding; GTPase activity. The transcript is spliced from 5 exons.